CCUGCAAGCCAAUUUCCUUCCAUCCACCCCCCUAUCUGUUCUUUUGUCUAUUAGGGGGAUUCUAGCGGAGCGGCCUUUUGUGUCCAGUUUACUCGGUCUUCCAACAAUUACAUAUCUCAGAACGAAAUAAUGGCUCGGGCUACAAGGAGCUCCGGUGUUAUAUAUGACCAUUUUGACCCUGGUCCGGAACCUACAUUGGAGGAAUAUUCCCAAGAUACAGACGUGGAGAUGACCGUAGAAGAGGAUGCACAAGACACUGGUGAGGGAGAUGUUAUGGAACACGAUCCUAUCAGCAACAUUGAAGAGAAUCGAAUCAUCGUUGCUAUUGAUUUCGGGACGACAUUUUCUUCUGUUGCGUAUGCCGUACUACCAUGGGGUAUGCCGGCUGAAAGAGUUGAUAUACAAAUGGUGAACUGCAUCGGUAACUACCCAGGCUAUGAGCCUCCUUCUGGGGUACCGGAUGUAAGACAGGAUGUUCCCACUGAGUUGUGGUACGAUGACGGCCUCCUAGGGGCCCAAAAAGGUCACUACAACAACGCAGCCGAUGAAUAUCGGCCUGCAGACAGUGAUGACGAAGAUCCCUCUAGCAGUGACAACGAUAAUUCGGAAAGCGGGCAAUCGCAGUUCGAAGAUGACGGCGGGUUAGAAGCAAAUGCAGAGAACCAACAUAAAAAGGCUCGCACCACUGCAGCUACACAAUACUGGGGCUUUGGCGUACAGAAAAGGCUUAGCAUGACGGAUAUCCCUAGAGACGACGCGCGUCCACUACGAAGAUUCAAGCUCAAUCUUGACCGGAAGGAGGAGACCGAAGACGUUCGCACUGAUCUCAGGAUGAUUUUAAAAUCUUUAACUAGGCGGAAGAUUAUCAAGAGCCCCACGGACAUAUACGCUCAUUAUCUCACUCAUUUGUUAAGACACACCAAAGAGCAAUUGCUUCUCUCCAAUGAGCUCAAACCGGAAAUGUUCGUCCAAUUUGUACUGUGUGUACCCGCCAAAUGGCCGAUGAAUGCUUGCCGAAUCAUGCAGAACGCGCUCGAAGAAGCGGUGCAAGAAUCUGGAUUGGCCGAGAGAGCCAACUGCAGUCUCCAUGACCUUUUUCUGAUAUCAGAGCCCGAGGCCGCAGCGGAAUGCAUUCUCGCCGAAGCAAGGAGUGAGCUUUAUCGUGCUGAAACGGUAGUCAUUGUUGACGCUGGAGGCGGAACUGUCGACGCCGUGACGUACCAAUGCGACAACGACGAGCCCUUGCGUUUGUCUGCUGAGGUUGUUGCCCCGUGUAGCAAGCUAUGCGGUGCAAGCUACAUUAAUGAACGACUUGAGCAGAAGCUCCUCCAGAAGCUCGCUAAGGAGACAUAUCUGGUCAAAAACGGAAAAACGUUGAAGAGUAUCGUGCAGGCCAAAACCACUGCCUUUGAAGACUGUCAGAAACGGACUUUUGACACCAACAACCGGAAGGGACAAUUAGUCUCGAUUUACAUCGAUGAUCUAAGAGAGAAUCCCCACAAAGACUUCUAUCAAAAUCGUAUAAUACUUAAACACAGUACCGUGAGGCGCCUUUUCAAGGAUUCGCUGGAAGGUGUGACAGACGUACUCGAUAAUCAACUGGAGCUAGCUGAAAGCCUAGGACAUCGGGUUAGUAAGGUUAUCGUCACUGGUGGCUUUGGGCAAUCUCCAUCCCUGCAGAGCCACCUGAAACCUUAUCUGGAGGGACGAAUGAUGGUCACAAAUCGGCGAAUGGAUCUAAUUGUUCCAAACAACCCGUCUACAGCAGUAGCGAGGGGUGCGGUUCUCAGGGCACUCAACAAGAGAUUUGGACCCAGCCGCAUUACUCAGUGCAGUUAUGGGUUUUUGAUCAGUGAGCCAUACGAGCCGGAGACUUUCAAGGAACAUAGAGAAACAAAAUGUCGCAUCAAUAAGGCUGAUGGCGAGAGAUAUGUCGAUGAGACUAUCAAAUGGGUAAUCCAGGCGGGAGAGAGAGUGGAAAACAGGCAAGUCUUUACUUCCAACGUCAAGCAUACUUUCCCCAUCACUAGGAAAAGGCUUGAGUGUAAAGAGCAACUAUGGAUGUCUGAUCAUCGACACCCGCUUCACUAUAGGAAAGGCCAUCCAUUGAAUAAAGGAGCCGAACAGGUUGGGUCAAUCGUUGCAGAUUUGACCUUCCUAAAGGACGAGGGUCUCAUUGAGCCACAACUUCCAUCUUUUUUCAGCACUCAUUCCAGCUCACAGAAACACUGGGAGGCGUACUACGAAGUGGCCAUGAUUGUUGAAGCACGAAGUAUGCGCUUCGAAGCGCGGUGGCCAGUGCCGGAAGAUUUGAGAGAGGGACAGAAACAGCGGGUGCUGGCAAUGAAACUAGUUGGCAUUGCAGCAGCAUUUCCGCCUGGUACCGCGUAAAGGGGGAAGAGGCUAGAUAGAGGUGGCCUAGGAUGCAUUGCUCAGAAGUUCUUUUUCUUGCACAUAUUGAUAGCUUGACACCACAGUAAUCAGUCAAAGAUCGCAAACUUUGGGGUUUUAUGAUACCGAAGAGGCCUUGUAUAUUAGUUCUCGUACUCGCGAAUGUCACUCUCG
Cucurbitaria berberidis CBS 394.84 is the source of this 2565-nucleotide messenger RNA. RefSeq lists its product as uncharacterized. NCBI's taxonomy places the organism in Eukaryota, Fungi, Ascomycota, Dothideomycetes, Pleosporales, Cucurbitariaceae. The coding region runs from base 130 to 2391 and encodes 753 amino acids. The transcript has 7 exons. The record is from RefSeq and is a predicted model, not a curated record.